UAAUUUUAAUUUCAAAAUUAGUUUUAGAAUUUUUUUUAAUUUUUUCAAUUUUUUGGAAUGUUAAAGAUCUUUUAAUGUUUAUAGAGAAUUUUUUAUAUUCAAUCAGUACCAAAUAAAAUUAAAUGUGUUAGUAACUCAAUUGAAAGUGCCACUAGCCCAAUGGUAUAAUACCUUGCAAUUUCUCCCAACCAACCCGAGUUCGAAUCCAAUUGUCUACUUCUUUUUAUUUCACUUAACGCCAAAAAUAAACGAUGUCAAAUUUUUCUGUUAAAUUUGCUGACGGCGUGCUAAAUUGACAAGUCAACGAAAACAUUGUUAAUUAAUUCUAAAGUCAAUGAAAGUUUUGUGUUUUUUUUAUCAGCUCAAAAGUUCAUGUUUCUUUUGGCAAUUCCUGCAAAGUUCGUGUUUUUUUAGCCGAAUUUUCUAACUUAAGCCGAUAAGUGGAUGAAUUUAGGCACCAAAUGACAUAUCUGGCCUCUAAAUGAAUUCAAAAGACACCUCAAAAUCUCAAAUGUUUUUAAACAAGUAAAAUUAUGAGCAUAUCAGAUAUUUAUUUAAGCUAAUAUUUUUUAAAGACAAUAUAUUAAUAGUGUCCGGUGUUAUGAGUAUUGUAGCACAAAAUUUGCUGAAGUUUUCUACAUUCAUAACAAAAUGGUAUGACUAUAGAUGUCCAAUUUAAAAGUUGUUUAUGCAAAAAUUACCAAAAUGAGUGUUUUAGUGUCCCUAAUGAAAAUUACUUUAGGUUUUAAUGGCUACGUAUGAAUCUGCUAGCUUACUUUAUUUUGCUAAGAGAAUCUGUUAGCUUACUUUUCUUCUUUUUAGCUAUUUAUCUGCACCUCUAAUAUUUGUGAUGAUCUCACCAAAUUUCUUGAAAUCAAAAGUAAAUUUGUGUUGGCUAUUUUUCUCUUCUUAUGACAUGCUGAAGGAGGCGGAGUUGUUGAAACAUGUCUUAAUUUAGAAAGUAUUAUUUAUUUUGUUUGUUUUUAAUGGGCUUUUACAAUUGAUAUGUGGAUUUAGAUUAAUGUUAUUUGGACUGAACGAUAAAAAGUUAGCCCACUUCACAUUUUUCUUCUCACCUUAGAUUGAUAUGUCAGUUAUCCUCAUUUUCAUUUUAGUUACUUAUAAAUAAAUAUCUAAAUAAAACAAAGUUCUAAAUACAAAAUUAACGUAGCAGAACUUAAUUUUGUGAGAAAAUUGACAGUUUUUAAGAAAUGGAAAAGUUGAAAAUAUUUUUCUAAAAUAUCUCAAAUCUAAAAUUUAAAAUACAUAUCUAAAAAAUAAGAAAUGGAAAAAUGAGCCAAAACAUUGAAAAUGUCCGGAACAAAAAAUAGGAAAGACACGAGUGGAUGGCUAAUAUAUGCAUAGUUUUCAGUGUAUCUCAUAGACUAAUAUAACACAAAGGAUUGAGUAGUAUAAGUUGUUUAGAUUUGAGUGAAUAAUGAAUGGUACGAGAGAAAGUUGACAUCCAAUAAACAAUGGUGUUGUUAAAGAGAAAAGUGACUACAUAGUUGCACAAAAAGUUUGGUGUAAAUGAAGACCAAUUGUGAUUAAAAUGAUAUAUAUGGUAGAUUUUGGAUCUCAUGGAAGAUGAACACACGGUACAGUUCGUCCAUUAUGAAUAGAAGAUAGCAACUAGACACAAAUCUAAUGGAAAAGACCAUGAUGUUGAAUAUACAAUUCUAAUAAAAAAUCUUUAAAAAAAAUCAGAUAAUUAAAACUUAUGAAAACUAAAUGAAAAUGUGGAAACAAAAACCUAUAUAUUUUCUAAAUAAAAUAAGACAAGUAUGCUAAAAAAAUGAAAAUGAGGCAGUUUUAAAUAUUGAUUAUAAAUAUAACAAUUAAUUUGAAUAUUUAAUUAAAUUUCAUAAAAUAUACUUUAAAAAGUUUUAAUCAAAUUAUAAUAGUCAGAUAGCUAGAGAUUUUUUUUUGUUUUUGUGGUCAAACUAAUAAUAGAAAAUCCAUAAGCAUAUUAAACCAUGUAAUGUAAUGUCCUGUUAUCGCAUUCCAAAAACGGUUACAAAGAAGCUAACGAAUGCGGUGCCACAAUUUAUUAUCAGAUUUGGAUACUCUCUUUUUACAACCGAAAAGUAAGUUGACGUUGACAAUGAAAAGGAACUAGCCAGUAAACUUAUUUACGUAAAAAUGUUAUAUAUUUUGAUUAAAGAGACAAUUAACCUUCAAAGUUAAUCAACAUUUAGUCUAGUGAAUAAUUGUAUAAAUUUCAAAAGAAACAUUUAGUCUAGUGGCCGAUUUGUGUCUCACGGAGGAAACUAUCACUACGAAUAAACUGAAUAUUUUAUAUGCCGUCAACCAAAAUUAUAGUGUCAUUUUUUGGGGGUAAAAUAUAAAGUGUCAUUUUUGUUUAUUUUAUUUGCCUUUUGUCGCAUAAUGUCAUUUAUAUCGAACAUUGUCGAGUUUUAAAGAUAUGUUAAUGGCCAUUGCCAUUCAAGACAUGUGGGAUAUAAUACAGUCGACGGAGUAGGCAGGGGCGGCUUAAGUGCGAGGGCGAGCACUGAGCAGAACGAUGGCCCCAUGCCCCACACAUAAAAGGGGUCCACUACAAAAUUAUUUGUAGUAUUAUAUAAUAUUCAAGUUAUUUUGAUAUUUUCAUUUUAGUUUAAUUUAGAACUUAGAAGUGUAGUGGCUAAGUUAAAAAGCCAACCAAAAACACAUAAAAUUGAUCGGAUCAAAAUAGUGGACCAAAAGCUGAAACGAGUCUACUUACAAUAAACAAGAGACUAAUGUAUAUAACUUUGUAAUGAUAAUGUUGCUUUUAUUUGCUGUACUUUUUGGGUUUGCAUAUUUUUUACCGUUCAGAUUCAUAUUACUAAAUUCAUAUAUUAUUUUUUCUUUUAAGUUGAAUAUUCAGUCAUAAAAGAAUUUAUUAAGUAAAUUUGUGAUAUACUAAGUGCCAAUGAAUUUUCAAAAUUCAAAGUAAAUAAAUUUUCUCAGUUGAUAAUAAAUUCAGUUUUUGUUGGAUUUAAACUAAAAAUGAUAAUAAUAUUUACUUGAAUGAAAUGAUUUCAUGUUAAGCAUUUGCUUUUUGGUUGUUUAAUAAACUAAAACUUUUUUGGUUUAGGGGGGUCAUUUUAAAAAAUUUAUCCCAAGGGCCUAUAGGUUAUGUUAAAACCGGCCCUGGGUUGUAGGUGCCAAAAUAACAAAACGACAAAAAGUUCCUGUCUCUGCACCUCCUGUUCGGAGGACAAUGCGUGAUAGCAACAUCCAGAGAUGGUAUCAAACAUAUAAAACAGAUAUUUGAAUUUGUCAUCUGAGGAAAGCAUGUUUACACGUACGAUGUUACUAUUAUGCCUACAACUCUUGCGGGUGUAAAGAGCCAAUUGGUUUUCACUCACUGGCUACAAAAAUAGGGACCAUGAUUAGUCUUUGUCUUUUUAAACAAUGGUUGGGACCAUGAAUAGUUCUAGUUAUCAUGGGAUCCAUACCAUAAGUUUCAUUAAAUAGGAGCGGAGUGAUCAAUAUUCGUAAAAUAUAGAAAAUAGUUAUACAAAAUAACUCAAAUAAACCAUUUAAGAUAGCAUGGACAUGAAUAUUUGUGGAAGAAAAGCGGCCAAGGUCAUUCUCUUCGCAUCCUGGGCCACAAAAUCAUACAUUUUAUGCAAAUGCUAUUUAAUUUGAUAGUUUUAACAAGUUUGAAUUAACGUCUCUAAUUUUUUUAAAAAAAAUUGUGUAGAAACUCAUAUAUUUAAAAGCUGUAGAAACAAUGAAUCCAAAUCUAAACAUCAUAUAGUUUUCACUUUGUUUAUUGAGUGGAGAACCACAUCUCUAUUAUGUUUGUAUAUCAUCCCCCUGUGAGCUCCGAUCGAUGGUCUUCUAUUUUGAACUUGUUUAUCAAUUGAGUGAUAGUCGUGAACCGAGCUGAGGAGGAUCACCAUGUCGCAGACUAUUUAUUUUUCUCCAAAUGGUAUGUUAGGUAGUCCGAAACACAUAGCAAAAUAGGAAAAUGCCUGUUUUUCUCGAGAUCUAUCUGUCACCAUUUUCAAUGAUGUGCCUCCAUUGAUUUGUGUAAUUAUUACCAAGAAGGUUGAUAGUUAACGGCUUCCAAACUUCCUCCAAGAAAAUGCACUCAAGGAACAAAUGGUCUCUUGUUUCUACUAAUGCAUUGCAAAAAUGUAUGAUGCAUCAACCUGAUGUUUCAUGCAUUUGUUUAUAAAUCACUUAAACUCAGACAUUGGUUAGAUAACUUUUUCACAAAAGAAGAAUAAUAUAAUAGUAAAAGAUUAAGAGGGGAAGUUUAAGAAAUUUGUUAAACAUUAAAAUGGUAAUUUUAACAGUUCAAUAAUAAUAAUAUUAAGCACAGUGAUUUGAAAUGAUUUAUUGAUAAUAUAUACUUGAAUUCACAUGAGUAAGUUUAACAAAAUGGUAGAUAAGAACUAUUUUGAAUGUUAGUUUGUUUCUAUGUUCUCAAAUUUUAAUAUGUUUUUUAAUUAUUAUGUAAAAGUAAAUUUACAUAAGUUUAUUUCUAUAACUUUAAAGAAAAGAAAGUAUAUUUCAUAUUUAAUAUUACGGUAUGAAAUAUAUCAUGAAAUAAAAUGUAUUCUUAUUAAUUACAAAUAUCCACCUAAAUUAAAAAAGAACAUCAUUAAAAUUCUAAUUUAUCAUAUAUAGGUAUAAACAAUUAAAGGAAAUAAUGAAUAAUGUGAUAAUAAUCAUUUACUUUAACUAAACUAUAACUUUAAUAUUGCACCUCCACUGGUUUAACACCAAUCGAUAACUAUAAGGAAUGAUGGGGAACAUCAGAAAAUUAUUUUGAUACGUGGAAGACUAGUCAAUCUUGAGAUGUGUAACAAGUAAAGGAAAUUUAAAGGUAAGAAAUCAAGCUUCAAUUCCAAACAAUAUGGUGAAUCUUACUAUUCCAAACAAUUUGAUCUUAAGAAGAAGAUGCAUGGUGUAAUGGUGACAAAGCAGAAAAAGUAUUGAAGGAUAAAAAAACAAAACAAAAAGAUUUAGUGUUACGAGCAAUCAUUUUCAUAAGAUAUUAGCCUUAAAGAAAAAAAACAAAAAUGAGAAAAUAAUUUAGAAAAACAAACCAACGACGACCAUAUGAUAUCCACUCGUUUAAUAAUAAACACUACACAGUUGAUCAGUAUUCACACGUGUAUUAGAUAUUUUGUCCCGUUCUUACAACAAAAAAAAGAGUUUAUAACGUACAAACUUUCAGAUAGCUUCUAUAAUUUUCCAUGCACAACACUUCCUUUCAAAGACUAAUCCACGAUGGAUAGCUUAAAUACAAACGUCACCGCAUCAAUGAUCGACGCUCUCAUGAGCUCUCCCUCUUCCGGUUUCUGGCCGCCACAAUCUCCGGCGAAUCCCAGCCCAGACAGUGCUCUCCAGAAGCGGUUACAAGCUGUGUUAAAUGGCACCCACGAGGCUUGGACCUACGCCAUUUUCUGGACACCGUCGUACUACGACUAUUCCGGCGAGUCGGUGCUCAAAUGGGGCGAUGGAAUUUAUAAAGGCGAAGAAGCUGAUAAUACUCGGCGGAGGAGGAGGAGGAUGACUGUGGCGGAGAGAGAGCACUGGAGUAUCAUUUUGCCGGAGCUUAGCUCGAUGAUCUCCGACGAAGAUGUGCCGGUGAUAGACGGCGAAGGUGGCGUGGAAGUGUCGGAUACGGAGUGGUUUUAUAUGGUUUCAAUGACGGUUAGCUUUGGUAGUGAGACCGGGUUACCCGGUAAGGCGUUUGCUACGUAUAAACCAGUUUGGGUUACCGGGUCGGAUCCUAUAUUGGCGUCGGGUUGUGAUCGUGCUAAAAAGGGUGGGGAUUCAGGGUUGCAAACCAUCGUAUGUAUUCCUUUGGAUAACGGAGUGUUGGAGCUUGGAUCCACGGUUGAGAUCCAGCAAAACCCGGAUCUUUUUAAUAAGAUCCGAGUCGUUUUUAGUUUCGAAGGAUCCAGAGAUUUCUUGGGUGACCCGAAUUCGAACUCCUUCCAGCCUUUCUCAACUCAUUUAGAGAAUGGUGGUGGUUCAACUACCGUAACCGUCAAUGCUAACCUGUAUCCGAAUCCGGUUUAUCCGCAAACCGUAAAUUACGCGACUUCCCCGUUAGAGAGAGCUCUACAUAGUCCGAACAGGAAUUAUCCCCAUCAGAUACCGAUAGACAACGGUGAACUCUUACAUUCCGCCGGGGACAUUGAUGGUUCUGAUCACUCUGACAUAGAAGCCACGGUGGUUCCGGGAAACAAACAGAAAAAGAAACGCGGGAGAAAACUUGCAAACGGUAGGAAAGAGCCGUUGAAUCACGUACAAGCGGAGCGGUUGAGACGCGAGAAGCUAAACCAGCGAUUCUACGCGUUACGAGCGACUGUGCCAAACGUAUCAAAGAUGGACAAAGCGUCGUUGCUAGGAGACGCGAUUAGUUACAUUAAGGAGCUGAAAUCGAGAGCAGAAAACGCGGAAUCUGAGAGAAACGCGAUUCAAAUACAGCUCAACAAACUCAAAGAGGAGAUGGCGGGAAGAAACGUGGUCUGUAGGGGCGGGGAAAACGCAUCGGAGAUUGAAACGGCUAAUAUCGACGUGAAGAUUCUUGGAUGCGAUGCGAUGGUUAGGCUGGAAUCAAGCAAGAGAAAUCAUCCUGCAGCGAGACUGAUGAAUGCGUUUAUGGAUUUGGAUGUUGAGUUGAAUCAUGCUAGCAUUUCGGUGAUUCAUGAUCUUAUGAUUCAACAAGCUACGGUGAAGAUGGGAUCGAGAAUGUACACGCAAGACCAGCUUCAGGCCAUGUUGGUCUCCAAAAUUAAUUAGGGAUAUGUUUUUGAGAGUUCUGUGAAUCUUAUCGUGAAUUAUCAGAUGUUGGAUUAGAUUCUGUCUAUUUAUUAGCAAAAUCUCUGGCAAACCCUAAACUCUCAACAUUGGUACGUAAGAUUAUAUUUAUAUGGUUUAAAAGAUCGAGUUUGGGUUUCAA
Molecule: messenger RNA, 6916 nt
Organism: Brassica rapa (field mustard)
Lineage: Eukaryota; Viridiplantae; Streptophyta; Magnoliopsida; Brassicales; Brassicaceae
Product: transcription factor MYC1
Biological process (GO): regulation of DNA-templated transcription
Cellular component (GO): nucleus
Molecular function (GO): transcription cis-regulatory region binding; DNA-binding transcription factor activity; protein dimerization activity
Source: RefSeq, a predicted model, not a curated record